Messenger RNA from Hibiscus syriacus, 763 nucleotides. RefSeq lists its product as uncharacterized. The coding region runs from base 101 to 469 and encodes 122 amino acids. The transcript is spliced from 3 exons. Lineage: Eukaryota; Viridiplantae; Streptophyta; Magnoliopsida; Malvales; Malvaceae. Gene Ontology annotation, biological process: proton motive force-driven ATP synthesis. The record is from RefSeq and is a predicted model, not a curated record. Gene Ontology annotation, molecular function: proton transmembrane transporter activity.
UGUUCUUCCCAAGGUAAAGCGGCGUGAUAAGCCUAGAGCAGUCCACCCUUCAACCUUCUAUCGUCUUUCAUCUUCCACUUUUAUCUCAUCAAAGAUUUUUAUGGCAUCAAAAUUGCAACAAUUGCAAUCUAAGGCGUGCCAAGCGUCUAAGUUUUUGGCCAGGAAUGGAACUGCUUACUACAAGCAGUUGCUGGAGGAGAACAAACAAUACAUUCAGGAGCCACCGACAGUUGAGAAGUGCAACGAAUUAUCUAAGCAGCUGUUCUUCACUCGACUUGCUAGUAUCCCUGGCCGUACUGAGUCGUUCUGGAAGGAGCUAGAUUACGUCAAGAACCUGUGGAAGCACAGGUCAGAACUGAAGGUUGAAGAUGCUGGUAUUGCUGCGUUGUUUGGAAUGGAAUGCUUUGCAUGGUUUUGCGCUGGUGAAAUAAUGGGAAGGGGUUUUACUUUCACCGGUUACUACCCCUAAUGGGUAAUCAUUUAGUGGAAGGCAUUUCAGGGAUUUUCAUGUAUUUGUAUGCUUUUUAUCAUCGUUUGCACGAUUGGAUUGCGGCCAUUAUAGAUGCAUAUUUUUCUUGUUUUCGAUGAAGUUUUUGAAGCUGAGAAAUCACUGAUUAACUCGAUAGCCUGAAUAAUUUUUGUAGUCGAUAUGGCUUAAGCUUGGCAAGUCAGUUACUGUUGUGUUAUCCGGUUAUUUUAACAAAAUUUUAUGCACCCUACCCCACUACAAGUUUAAUGAUAAUGGUGCAAAUUAAUCUUUUCU